AUGGAUAGCGGUACUAUACACGACGACAUACCAAAUUUGGUAGAAAACACACAGUCGGAUGAGGAAAAUGUGGAAGCAGGGAGUUUAAAACGUUCAACAGCUGAGAACUAUCCAACUGUAAAAUCAUCUAAAUACGAUUUUGCUACCAAAAACCUGCUUCAUUUCGAACCAACUUCGGCAAGUAUAAGCCCUACUUCCGCCAGUACUCGAUAUCCAAUGCAUAUGCCAUCGUUCAAGCGAAUAGAUUUUAGUGAUUUAAGUGAUGCAUUGGUUGAAGAAAGAAAGCCUGCUUGGAAAUUGUGGCAGGAUUCAAUUAAAGAUUCUUAUUAUACGGCAAGUUGUCAAUUCCCAAAUGCAGAAAAAACCGUUGAAGAAACAGCAUUUAACGAUUCCCAAUUGGUACGACGCCACGAAAAGCGAUCUGAUAGUCCAUUCGAAGAAUUAUCAAUUCGUAGUCCAUCGAUUCAAAGGCCAAGUCAUCAUGCGUUAUAUCCGCGAACUAGAGGAAUUUACCAUGAAACAGGUCCAUAUGCAGCACCAGCUGUAUCUUCUUCCAAAGGAAUUGAAGCACGUUACAGCAAAAAAGUAAGCGACAUUGAAGCACAUCUACUGAAAACAUCAGUUUUACCAAAUUCGAUGAAAAUCAUUACUACGCACGAUUUUCGGAAUGGGCCAGCUCCAGCAUCUGGUAGUGCCUCAGAGGCAUUCGCUGACGAAACAGAUUUUCAAACGUUUAUGCCACGUCCGUAUUAUAGUCGCCCAAAUCGCGAUGAUCCGGAUUAUUUUGAUUUUGAUUUGCAAUAUUCUGUUGAUCUGUACAAACGUCCAGAAGGAAAAUAUGUUCCACGAGGGCCACAAACAUGGGAGGAAAAAUUGUUACGAGAAUCGAGUUCUAAAGGUGAUGCGCCGCUAUCAACUUAUAUGUUUACCAAGACCAAAGUAACAAAAAGAGAGGCAAUAGACUCAGUGAAGUACAUGCAAAUGUUGCUUAAGGGUGAUACGGAUUGGCGUACUGCUGGUACAUCCUAUCUAAGCGCCGCACUACGAACUCCAUCGUUUUGGGAACACCGGUUCCAAUCAAUUGGUCGAGAAGUUCGUGAAAGCAAUCCGAUUUCAUUUGACAGUCUUGCAAGGAUUGCAUUUCCUUGA
Messenger RNA from Acanthocheilonema viteae, 1149 nucleotides. The record is from the annotation of a GenBank genome assembly. NCBI's taxonomy places the organism in Eukaryota, Metazoa, Nematoda, Chromadorea, Rhabditida, Onchocercidae.